CAACAAGCUUAUAGAUAUUGCACAGUUCAGUUUAUACGUUAUUUCGCAAGCAAUUGAUUUGGUUAUACGAAAUUUUCAUCAAAUUCAAAAAAAUGAAAUUUUUAUUUUCCUUAUUUUUUAUAUUACUCAUCGAAUGUUUUAUUUUAUGGUGUGAAGGGAAUCCAAAUAAAAAAAACGUACAAUAUGCUGUUGUAAUUGAUGCUGGUUCAUCGGGUAGCCGUGUGGUUGCGUAUCAAUUUUACAAUGAUAGUUGGAAUGCUGGAUUGACUUUGGGUGAUGAAUUGUAUGAAGAAACUCAGCCGGGACUUAGUGCUUUCGUUGAUAGCCCAGCGGAGGGCGCACAAGCAAUUAAUGAAUUAUUAUUGAAAGCGAAAAAAUUUGUGCCCAAGCAUUUAUGGAAAAAAACACCAGCUGUAUUGAAAGCAACAGCUGGUUUAAGAUUAUUACAUUCAGCCAAAGCCGAAAAAAUAUUAAAAGAAGUACGUAAGGUAUUUUCAAAAUCGGGCUUUCUCAUCACAAAUAAUGCCGUCGAAAUCAUGGACGGCGAUAAUGAAGGAGUUUAUUCAUGGUUUGCUGCCAAUUUUUUGCUGGAUCGAUUUGGUAGUAACAGUGCUACAGUGGCUACAUUGGACCUCGGAGGUGCCAGCAUGCAAGUGACAUUUUCAUUGAAAAAUGCGUCCGAAAGACGUUUGUUGGCCGAACAUAUAAAAACGGUAUCGACAUCAAAAGGACCAAUGGACGUCUUUACAAAUAGUUAUUUGUGUUCGGGUUUACAAGCUGUUCGAGAUUCUAUAUACGCAUCCACCAAACCAGAUGGCAUUAAGACUGGUACUUCGUGCAUAAAUGGAUCGUUUAAUUUUGAUAUGGAUCAGUAUUCCGAUUGGGCUGCGAAUUCAGCCAUCCAUUUCGAUGCAUGUGCUGAUUUAUUUAGACUAAAAACAAUGAGCUUGAUCAAGCAAAAACCACUGACAUUGAGUCAAAAUGAAAUCGUUGCCACCAAUUAUUUUUAUGAAUUUGCCACCGAAACCGGACUAGUUGAUCCGGCCAGAGGGGGUGAACUUACUGUUGGUGAUUUUAUGUCAAAAGCAAGCCAAUUGUGUGUAAAUGUGGGCAAACAUAAUGCUGUAACAUGUCUUGAUAUGACGUAUAUUGCAGUAUUGCUAAAAGAUGGAUACGGUCUGCAUCCUUCAACUAAAAUAAGCGUAUACCGCUAUAUCAACAAUCAUAGAGUCAACUGGCCAUUGGGAUGUGCUUAUGAUUUGUUGACUUCGACGAAAAGGAUUUUCAUAUGACGUUAAAAGAAUCGAGAAUUGGAAUAAAAAUUUUAUUGUAUUAAAACCACAAAUAAAUAUCAAUAAAACAAUUUUUAAAGCAAUUGAUUAAAGUAAAAAA
Contarinia nasturtii (swede midge) is the source of this 1392-nucleotide messenger RNA. RefSeq names its product ectonucleoside triphosphate diphosphohydrolase 5-like. The transcript has 8 exons. The record is from RefSeq and is a predicted model, not a curated record. NCBI's taxonomy places the organism in Eukaryota, Metazoa, Arthropoda, Insecta, Diptera, Cecidomyiidae. Gene Ontology annotation, molecular function: UDP phosphatase activity; GDP phosphatase activity. Gene Ontology annotation, cellular component: membrane. Gene Ontology annotation, biological process: nucleoside diphosphate catabolic process. The coding region runs from base 93 to 1292 and encodes 399 amino acids.